UAACUUAUCCCUGGGGUUUCGGGGAAGGAAGGAUGUGUUUUUUUCGAUUGCCUGGUGCAGUGAUGCUGCUCUUGGGUUCUCUGACCCUGUUUUUCGUGGCCCAGGAUCCAACUCUUUUGGAUAAUAGCUUUCCAUGAGGCGGCGGACGUUGAUCGUCUCUCUUCAGCGGAUUCUGUUUUCUUUUGGAGUUAUCUUGGAGCUCUGCCUAGCAACUGGUUUCCGGCAGAUUGCCGCUUGGGCAGCAACGAGAACCCGAGUACUCCACCACUACGCCUCUGGCUUUGACCCAAACAAACCAAAACAUCACUCCAGGUCCCCUUGCUUACUCUUAUUCUCUUGCUCUCCGUAAAUACGAAUAUAACCCUUCUAAAAGCGUACCCCAAUUUGCUUGUUACAUCC
This is a messenger RNA of Linderina pennispora, 399 nucleotides long. RefSeq lists its product as uncharacterized. The transcript has a single exon. The record is from RefSeq and is a predicted model, not a curated record. NCBI's taxonomy places the organism in Eukaryota, Fungi, Kickxellomycota, Kickxellomycetes, Kickxellales, Kickxellaceae. Bases 134 to 349 code for a protein of 71 amino acids.